AGUAUCAAUAUAAACUAAAACAUAAGUACUAUUCUUGGUAUUAAUCGAUAUAGCAAACGUGUUCUUAAAUUAAAGUGAUUGCAUUCUUGGUUUUGUAUUGCAGAUGGGUGGAAAGGUGAGUCCAGAUGAUGCAAAGGUGAGUGAUGAACAUAAAAAAGCGGAGAAAGAGAGGAGAGAAGCUCAUAUUAAAACACUGGAUGAUCUUGUUAACGUUAAUUCACUUUUUACUUUAGCGGUGUUUGUGGGCUUGUCUCAGGCUUCACCAGGCGCUAUCAGCCUGGAGAAUCGUGAAGAGUGUAAUGCUGGUCCUGGAGUAGCUAAAAUGCUGGUUCUGUACGAAGUUGUGGCCUUUGCUUGUUUCCUCUUAUCAAGCCUUGUUGCAAAAGUGAUAAAGCUACUGCUGGGCUUGGAUAGUGAUAGAUUCAAGUUGGUUCAGGAUAGAUUUGAUUUAAAGGACUUUUUGUUGAUUUUGACCGCCAGUGCCUCUGUUAGUGGGAUUAUUUUGCUAACACUUUCGGUCAUUAACAUAGUCCAGAUCCGAAUAGGCUUGUAUUCUUGUGGAAGUGCUGAAGCAAGGAGAGCUAUAUGGGGUCUUGGUACUAUCGUUGCCAUUGCUUUGGUGAUUUACGUGCUGGCUCUGAUUGUAGCUAUUUAUGCCUCUAUUACUACUGAUGGUCAGUAUUCAACUAGUUCAAAAACCAAUUCUGAUGAAAAAAGGGGUGAUCAUCAGAAAGAUGAAAGUUCUGGUGUAAUCCAAGGCCGCUCAGCCGUUUGAUUUUGUGCUCAGUGUCACGAAGAAUAGAAUUUACUGCUAGAUUGAAGUUCAGUAUUUGUUUGUAGUCUAUAUGGAAUACAGCCAACUAAGGCGACGUUUGAUUCAUUAUGUUAGCUACCCAAUGUUGUGUGCAGUGAUUGUUUCUUAAUACUAAUUGCAGCAGAGAGUAAAUUAUUUGGAA
Messenger RNA from Daucus carota subsp. sativus, 956 nucleotides. RefSeq lists its product as uncharacterized. The record is from RefSeq and is a predicted model, not a curated record. The transcript has a single exon. Lineage: Eukaryota; Viridiplantae; Streptophyta; Magnoliopsida; Apiales; Apiaceae. Bases 104 to 775 code for a protein of 223 amino acids.